This is a messenger RNA of Darwinula stevensoni, 3143 nucleotides long. The record is from the annotation of a GenBank genome assembly. NCBI's taxonomy places the organism in Eukaryota, Metazoa, Arthropoda, Ostracoda, Podocopida, Darwinulidae.
AUUACAUAUGCUUAGUCCUAGUGCAUCUCUCAGUCUCCACGCAAGUGAAGAUGAACAGUUCCCUCUUCCUUCUAUGCAUCUUUUCCUCUACCUUCCAUUUUUCUCAUUCACACGUCCUGUUUCGGGAUGAAAUCCCACCAGAGCCUGGUGUCAACCCGACUUCUCCGUUGCAUAUAGUUGACAUGGGAACUGUGACGAGAAACGCAACAAACGGAAGAAAGAAACCCUCGGUGGAAAAUAUCAAUAUCCCAUCGUGUCCUUGUCUGAACGACAACUGCACGUGCCUGGAAUCGUUCAACAACGACACGGACGACAGGAACAACGACAGGAACAUCACCGAGACGUGUCUGGAAUCCACUUCGACUCGGGGGAAAUACUGCUACGAACCCUUGGAAGUGGGACCCUGUCUCGAGGGGUAUCGACUGGAAUUGAUCAAAGUCCAAAAGUUGAACAAAGAAAGGAACACAACAGAGAUGGUAGACGAAUUGAAAUGCAAACCUCUGUCAUGCAUAAUUGGGUCUGUGAAGCUGAGCGAUGGAACAUGCCUGGUGGUGAAACCGGACGCAGACGGUCGCUGCCCUCCUGGUUGGUACAAUACGAAGAAUACCACUGGGAUUGACAGAUGCGAUUGCGAGUUCUAUAGAGUCUAUUCGCCUACCGAUGGACAAUGCCAUAAACUCUACACCCAGGGACCCUGCGGAGAAGGAAAAGUGCUGGUGGCGAAUGGAGACACAAAUACGAUAGAAUGUCAGGAAAGAAAAUGCCCGGAUGAAUGGGUGUUUUUUCAGCAGGAGAAGUGUUAUCAACUUCGUCAUCAGGGACCGUGUAAUGGUGGGAUAUUCAUGCUGGACCUGACAACGUUACAGCCGUCCUGCUUCUAUCCUACUACAGUUUUUAAUUUCAUCCCGCCCCCAAAAAGACCUUGUCCAAUGGAUUCUCCACCUGACCACAACAUAUCCCAUCGUGUCCCUGUUCAAGCGAGUACAUUUCCCACCAUGAAUCGCUCAACAGCAGCAAAGACAAAAUCACAUCAGGAUGCAUCAGGACUUCACCUCGACUCGGGGGAAAUCAGCCCGGAUGGAAAGGCGUUCUGGCCAAAAGAUGGCCAGGUUUCCUCUUUGAAAUACUGCUACGAACCCUUGGAAGUGGGACCCUGUCCCGAGGGGUAUCGACUGGAACUGACCGAAGUCCAAAAGGUGAACGAAGAAAGGAACACAACAGAGACGGUCGAGGAUUUGAGAUGCAAAGCUCUGCCAUGCCCAAAUGGUUCUGAGAAGCUGAGCGAUGGGACAUGUGCAGUGAAACCAAAUGGAGAGGGUCACUGCCCUCUGGGUUGGUACCCUUUGGAGGACAACUCUGGGAUUGUUGGAUGCGAGUGCGAGUUCUACAGAGUCUAUGUGCCUAGCGAUGGACAAUGCCAUAAACUCUACACCCAGGGACCCUGCGGAGAAGGGAAAGUGCUGGUGGUGAAUGGAGACAGGAAGACGAUAGAAUGCCAGAAAAGAACCUGCCCGGAUGAAUGGGCGUACUGGCCUGAUCAUGAACGAUGUUAUCCUCUGCGUCAAGAGGGACCAUGUAAUGGUGGGAUAUUCAUGCUGGACCUGACAACGUUACAGCCAUUCUGUGCCGAUCCUAUUACAGCUCUUGCUUUCAUCACGGCCAAAGACAGACCUUGUCAACCUGGUUCAUUCCGUGACUUCAACAUUGUAAGCAACGUCUUGAAGGAAUGCACGUGGACCAAGCAAGGAAAGCAGCAAGUGGAGAUCGGAUCACUAGACAUCAACCACAUCUCCGUCACCAUUCCGGACCCAAUAAAGAUGAUGCAGGUUAAUAUGAAGAAUCUGCCAAAUGACGCAAAUCAGACUUCUCCGUUGAAGAUGGUGGACACUGAAAAAGCGAGGAGGAACGAAACCAACGAAGGAGGAAUGAAUCCGUCUGGGGAAAAUAUCGAUAUCCCAUCCUGUCCUUGUCCGAACGACAACUGCACAUGCGUGGAUUCGCUUAAUAACUGCACGGACGACAGGAACAUCAUCGAGACAUGUAUGGACUCCACUUCGACUCGGAGGAAAUGCUGUUACGAACCCUUGGGAGUGGAACCCUGUCCUGAGGGGUAUCGACUGGAAUUGACCGAAGUCCAAAAGUUGAACAAAGAAAGGAACACAACAGAGACGGUCGAGGAAUUGAGAUGCAAAGCUCUGCCAUGCCCAAUGGGGUCUGUGAAGCUGAGCGAUGGGACAUGUGUGAUAAAGAUGAACGGUUUCCUCUUCCUUCUGCCCUUCGUCUUCUCCGCCCUCCAUUUUUCCCUUUCCUGCUUCGUGUUUCCGCACAAAAUCUCGCCGGAAUACACCGAUGUCAACCCGACGUCUCCGUCGAAGCUGGUGGACACUGAAAAAGCGAAGAGGAACGCAACCAGCGGCGAAGGAAUUAAACCGUCGGGGCAGAAGAUCGAUAUCCCAUCGUGUCCCAGUCGGAAUGACAACUGCUCGGGCCUGGAAUCGUUCGACAACACUGGCGACAGGAAUAUCACCGAGACGUGUCUGGAAUCCACUUCGACUCGGAGAAAAUACUGCUACGAACCCUUGGAAGUGGGACCCUGUCCCGAGGGGUAUCGACUGGAAUUGACCGAAGUCCAAAAGUUGAACAAAGAAAGGAACACAACAGAGACGGUCGAGGAAUUGAGAUGCAAAGCUCUGCCAUGCCCAAAGAGUUCUGUGAAGCUGAGCGAUGGGACAUGUGUGGUGAAACCGAACGAAAAGGGUGACUGUCCACCAGGUUGGUACCCUUCGAAAAGCCACUCAGGGAUUGUUGAAUGCGAGUGCGAGUACGACAAAGUCUAUUCGCCUAGCGAUGGACAAUGCCAUAAACUCUAUACCCAGGGACCCUGCGGAGAAGGGAAAGUGCUGGUGGCGAAUGGAGACACAAAUACGAUAGAAUGUCAGGAAAGAAAAUGCCCGGAUGAAUGGGUGUUUUUUCCUCAGCAGGAGAAGUGUUAUCAACUUCGUCAUCAGGGACCGUGUGAUGGCAAGAUAUUCAUGCUGGACCUGACAACGUUACAGCCGUUCUGCUCCUAUCCUACUAUAGUAUUUAAUUUCAUCACGGCCAAAAACAAACCUUGUCAACCUGGUUCAUUCCACGGCUACAAU